Peniophora sp. CBMAI 1063 is the source of this 558-nucleotide messenger RNA. Lineage: Eukaryota; Fungi; Basidiomycota; Agaricomycetes; Russulales; Peniophoraceae. The record is from the annotation of a GenBank genome assembly.
AUGUUCUCAAGUUGCCUCCUCGCCUUCGCAGUUUUCUCUCUACGCGUCGCUUUGGCCGCACCAAUCGGCGAGGCGGCGCCUACUGAAGGAGUGCCCACCGAAGGAGCACCUGCCAUCAUCAAGCCCGCCUUGCCUCCCCUCGAGUCGUUCCUGGCCGUUCGCCACUCAUUCUUGACCACUCGGAACCAAAGCAACUCGCUAGCGAGCGAAAGUGACCCUGGCUUCGGCCCCAACCACGUCCUUACCCCAGGCUUCGAGAACCACCUUGGCCUAGGACCCGUGCUCCUAGACCGCCACAACCGAGACCAGGGAGCGGAGGGCUACAACGAUAGCCAAGCCGGCGACGGACAUGUCUUCGACCCGAGUAUCGUUCAUCACUUCGGGCCAGGACCUGUCAUCAUUCAGCGUUACGACGGCGAUGUUGAUGGCGCCGAGGGAUACGACGACAGCGAGGCUGGCGAUGGUCAUGUCUUCGACCCGAGCAUCGUGAACCACCUCGGACCUGGGCCCGUAGUUCUCGAGGGUGGCCUUCUACCUAUUAGCUCAGAGCCCGUGUAG